GGCCGAGGAGGUGAGGACCGAGGUGCGACGAGGCCGAGGGGGCAGGAGGGUGAAGGAGGGGAACCAAAGUGCGCGGCAGCGCGGCGAGUGAUUCGUCGUCGUGCAGGGUCGACGAGGUGUUGUCCGCCGAGAAUCCGCGGGUGUUCGUGGGUCCAUGGGCGUGUGCCAGCGUGCCGCCGUCAGCUCGUGAGGAAGGCGCCGACGAUCUCUCUCUCUCUUUCCACUCCGCCCCGCCCCGUCCCGUCCCGUCCCCCUGGUGCCUCGGUGAGGAUCUGUGUGUUUCGCGCGCGCCCGUCCCGUUCGCCGCGACGAGGGUGAAUUACCAUGUAAACGGAGGCGACGGAGAGGCAGGAGAAAGUCUCUCUCGCGUUUCGUCCCAUCCCUCCCCGCUCCUCCCCGAAACGAGUCGAGGAGGGUGGACCGCGGUCGUCCAGGACGAGGGUGAGAAGCGCGCGAGAAAACCCUCUUCCUUCGGAGUUCAGAGAGUCUCUCCCUCGCCCUGACACGUUGAACGUCGUCGUCUACGGUCGCGCGCGGGUCUGACAGUCGCAAGCAUGUCGGGCGUACCGCUCAUGUCCAGCGGGCUGAGCAAGCUGAAGAAGAAGCACUUCCGGGUGAAGCAUCAGAAGGUUAAGCUGUUCCGCGCGAACGAGCCACUUCUCAGCGUGUUUAUGUGGGGUGUCAAUCACACGAUAAACGAACUUAGUCACGUUAACAUUCCAGUAAUGCUCUUGCCAGACGAUUUUAGAGCUUACAGCAAGUUGAAAGUGGAUAAUCAUCUCUUCAACAAAGAGAACAUGCCCUCCCACUUCAAAAUCAAAGAAUAUUGUCCGUUAGUCUUUAGGAAUUUGCGAGAAAGGUUUGGAAUUGAUGAUUUGGAUUACAAGGAGUCGAUGACAAGAUGUCGGGUGUUUAAUCCUUCGCGAGCAAAGCAGCGUACGGAUUUGGUCGAAGGAAUAGGCAGAAGAACUCGUCAAAUGGUUCAACGCGCCGCUACCGUUCCGUCGAUUACCUUUUCCUCUCCUUCUUCUGCCUCCUCGCACAAUUCUGUUCUAAACAAACCGCUGCGUACCUGCAGUCUUAAACCGAAACGCCUGAGAUGCGGUUUGCGCAUUUCUUCUUUCAGGUCGCAACCAGUGCUCGACGAUUCAUCUGGGAAGAGUGGCGCAAAGUUUUAUCAAUCUUACGACAAGCUGUUCAUAAUUAAAACCCUCACGAGCGAGGAGGUGGAGAGGAUGCAUUCGUUCUUGAAGCAUUAUCAUCCCUAUAUCGUCGAGCGACAUGGAAAGACCCUGUUACCGCAAUAUCUGGGAAUGUAUCGGCUAACCGUUGACGGGGUCGAGCACUACGUGGUUGCCAUAAGGAAUGUAUUCUCGAAUCACUUGACAACGCACAAGAAGUUCGACCUGAAAGGCUCGACGGUGGACCGGGAAGCGUCGGAUAAGGAAAAGGAGAAGGAUCUCCCUACCUACAAGGAUAACGAUUUUGUUAAGGAAGGCAUGAAGAUAUACAUCGGGGAAGAGGCCAAAACUAAGCUAAUAGAAACAUUAACCGCCGACGUAGAUUUCUUGACGAGAUUACACUUGAUGGAUUAUUCCUUGCUCCUCGGCGUGCACGAUUGCGCGCGUGCCGAGCAAGAGAGCAGAGAGCGUGCGGAAAGGGAGGACGACGAGGACAAUCACGAUGAGGAGGAUGAUAGCGAGUCCGGUAGCGGAUUGGAAUCUCGAGGUCCAAUGGCAGACCGCUUGUGGAGUUGGAGCGGCGUCGGCCACGCGGUUACCAACAUGGCAACGCCCCCCGAGUCGCCGCAUGCCGCGUUAAUGCGCGAAACCAGUCUACAGUACGAAGAUGCGAUAAUACCCGAGCUAGAUAUUUACGCUAUUCCUAGUAAAGAAGGUGCUCUCACGAAGGAGAUCUAUUUUUUGGCCAUAAUAGACGUGCUGACGCAUUAUGGCGUACGUAAGCAAGCGGCGAAAGCGGCUAAGACCGUCAAAUACGGUGCUAACGUCGACGGAAUAUCCACCUGUGAUCCCGAACAAUACGGCAAACGAUUCAUAGAGUUCAUGAGUAAAGCAAUAGAGUAAAGAGUAUUAAUUAAUCGUUGUGCAUAAAAUGAUGAAUUUACGACGAUAUUACCGCUUACUGUGUACUGUCGGAGUGAAAUCGAAUUGAUCGCAAUCCGCACGAGAGAGAGAGAGGGAGAGAGUCCCGGAGAUUGAAUCGUUGCAGUCUGCGCUCGGUUUGCUUUUCGGCACUGGUUAUCUUCUUAAUAGCGCUUUCACUUGCGGUUCGCACGCGAUCGAAACGAAUCGCUUGUUUCGCGAGCUUUUUAAGCGAACGCGUCUUUCGCCGAUAUUUCUAUACGUCGGUAUUGUUUUAUUAUAUUUUACGGCUGGCAAGAGAUUUUUAUCCUCGAUUAUUACUUAUAUCGUGUUUACGUUGCUUCGUUUAGUCAGUCCUCACGUCAGUCGUGAAGAAGUGUGAUCGGUUUCUCGAAUCUGUCACUUGAAAUUUCUCCUCCGUGAUAGAAAGUUCAGUCGCACAUAGCGUUACACGUGCAAACGCGCGAGAAUUUUUCAUUUAAAUAGAAAAAACGACGCCUCUUUUCUCUGUCGCCCGUUCUUUCUUCUCAUCGCACACGUCUCGAAAAAAAUGUAAGCGAUAAUACCCAACGAUCUUACAUCGUUAGAUGAAUCAUUCGCGGCAGAAAAAUAACGCCAUUGGAGUGUACACCAAUUGAGCAGGCAGUAUUAUUUACGGAUUGAGAUAAAAAGCUUACGAAGUCGUACAAAUUCUUAUCUACUGAUAUCGGUAGCCGUAAUAUCUGAAAAUAUAUUAGCAAGUUUUUUUUCUUUUUGCGGACUGAUUAACGGGCGUGAAUCAUGUUAUAUUCUACACUCUACAGAAAGAUAUGUAACUUGAUGUGUUACCGUUGCAGUAAAUCUCAACCAAGCAUUGGUGGCGCUUGCCAAGUUUAGAACUGUCUGGGUACGCGCCUAAUCGUUUUAUCAUAUAAGAUGUAAUUUUAGUAGCUCGACGAAACUACGAAUGUCCGUUCUUUCGCUGAGGUUAUCGAUAGCGGUGUAUACUUCGCAGUGUCGAGGACAAUGUACACAUACACGCACACAUACAUGUACAUAUGCAUAUACAAACCAUUGCGAAAUAAAAUACACUUUGUAAAUGUUA
Molecule: messenger RNA, 3186 nt
Organism: Temnothorax curvispinosus
Lineage: Eukaryota; Metazoa; Arthropoda; Insecta; Hymenoptera; Formicidae
Gene: PIP4K
Product: phosphatidylinositol 5-phosphate 4-kinase type-2 alpha
Exons: 10
Coding region: 555-2084 (509 amino acids)
Biological process (GO): phosphatidylinositol metabolic process
Molecular function (GO): phosphatidylinositol kinase activity
Source: RefSeq, a predicted model, not a curated record